This is a messenger RNA of Cryphonectria parasitica EP155, 587 nucleotides long. Its product is annotated as translation machinery associated TMA7. The transcript has 3 exons. Lineage: Eukaryota; Fungi; Ascomycota; Sordariomycetes; Diaporthales; Cryphonectriaceae. The coding region runs from base 95 to 304 and encodes 69 amino acids. The record is from RefSeq and is a predicted model, not a curated record.
CGCAAGAUCCUACUCAUCUCUCCUCAACUUUGUCCACUCUGACGUCUCUCUGAUCCACGUGACGAACUUGGUACAAUACCAAACAUACAUUACGAUGGGUGGCUCCGACAGGCAAGGUGGCAAGGCCAAGCCCUUGAAGGCGCCCAAGAAGCAGAACAAGGACCUCGACGACGAAGAUAAGGCCUUCCUCGAGAAGAAGAAGGCUGAGGAGAAGGCCCGGAAGGAGUUGGCCGCAGCGGCUGGUGGAAAGAAGGGGCCGCUGAACACUGGCGGUCAGGGCAUUAAGAAGAGCGGCAAGAAAUAAACGGACAUGCCUCCUAAGACGUCUUUGCGAACCUUUGAAGCGGAAGCGAGACACGUUUCAUGACGCGCAGAUUUAUAUUGUGGAAUGAUAGGAAGCAAGGCGCUGGGCACACUGAAUUUCAAGACAAGAGAGCAAGAUCGUUGGCCUACAAUCUUGAUGCGGCAGCCAACAAAUGUGUCGGUGAACAUACUCGUGGGUAAAACUGGACCGCAUAUCCUCUGACUGGACUGUCGGAUGGGACUGUGGACACGACGAUAUCAAAGCGAGACGCCUUUGGACGCUC